Molecule: messenger RNA, 390 nt
Organism: Dentiscutata erythropus
Lineage: Eukaryota; Fungi; Glomeromycota; Glomeromycetes; Diversisporales; Gigasporaceae
Source: the annotation of a GenBank genome assembly
AACACGCACCACGAAAACCUUCUAUACAACCUUCUACACAACCUUCUACACACCCAAAACCUCCAAUUUACCAUUAUGAAAAUACUGCGCCUCCACCACCACCACCUACCUCACAAGCGAUGAGAUUUGUAAAUGCUACUACUAAUUUUUCCACUCCCACUCCUCCAGAUUAUUCACAAUUUGGAAAUAUUAAUUCUAACUCAUUUUCAACCAAUGAACAAGCAAUGGCAAAAUUGUUAAAGGUGAUCGAUCAUUGUAACCAAAUUUCCCAAUUUUCCACUCAAUAUCGAGAUUCUCGCAUGAACAAUCAAAGUUCGUGGACUCCCGUCAGCGAAUCUCACAUUACAAAUAUGAUUAAUCGAACAUACGAUAUAUUAAAUAUUUUAAUUG